AUGAAUAGGGGUAUCCCCGAACUACUAAAGAAUGUGAUCGAGCGAUGUUGCGACGAGGAUCCGGACAGUCGUCCGUCUUCCGCGGAGCUUUUAAACAUCUUCGGGCAAUGGAGGACCGAAGAAUGGGGUUACUUUAUCGAUAGAUCGUCUGAAUUAUACAGGCAGAUUCAAGAAAUCGACCAGAAUUCAACCGAGUACGAUCCUAAAAAAGUUGUCUUCAAUCCACGUGCCGUCUACACCAGUCGGCUUUUAAAGGUUUCGGCACCCGGGAGCGCGUACGCGCACGACUCGAAACAAAUUGAGCUCAUAUGCCCGGAUAGUCAGAAUUUUAAUGAAAGCGAAGAGCAUUUCUAG
Messenger RNA from Acaulospora colombiana, 354 nucleotides. Lineage: Eukaryota; Fungi; Glomeromycota; Glomeromycetes; Diversisporales; Acaulosporaceae. The record is from the annotation of a GenBank genome assembly.